AAAGGCGAGCGGGGCGGGGCCCGGGCAGCACGUGCGGCGCCGCACGUGGCCGCGUGGCGCCUGCCCUGAGCCCGCCUUGGUGGAGAGGCUGAGCCGGGAAGCCAGGAGCUCAGAGCCGCCGAGAGGAGCUGGUGAGUAGAUCGCUGCGGAGGGAGCCUCCGCCUCGGAGCCCCGGCCCGGAUCCUGCCGGCUGAGGGGCUCAGAGCCCCAAUCCUGCUUUUAUAUAUACUGUAUAUACUAAUAUAUGUACUAUAUACUAUAUAUACUAUAUAUUUAUUAUAUACUAUUCUAUAAUACGAGUGUAAAUAUAUAUGUAUAUAUGUAUGGUGCUUUUAGAAUUGAGGCAGGUUUUCUCCAUCUGCGGAACAUCGUUCGCGGCGAUGGCGAGCCGCCUCUGGGCGCGUGCAGAGUGCACUUUCUGAUUUCAGAGCUUUCGGUGCAGCAGUGGGGGAUAUGGGAAGGAGGAGGAAUCCGGAUUAUCUCUCCGUUCCUUUAAUUUUCGGGAACUCGUCGGUCGUCUGGUGGUGUUUCCUACCUCUGCAUUGGGGAGAUCGGGGUCGGGGGCGGCGGAUGAAUCGGGGCCGGCGAAGGAGGCGAAAGGGGUCGGAUUAGUGGUAUGGGGAAGGAUCGGGAGAAAUUUAUGUACAGUCGUCCCACCCAAAGCGCCCCCUUUUAGGUCAUUAGGAUUGGAAUUGACAUCUGAACUGACGUCACAACCAUUUAUGUCAGAAGAAAGUCGGUUUGAGUUUUGUGGGGCUUUGAUUCCCAGGUUGGCCGGGGGUCUAGGAUUGCAUACUUACCUGGGAGCAAAGUCGAAAUGGACGGCUAGCCAGCUUGGAUCCUAUGCAGCUACUGACUUAUUUGUGACUUGUUUAAUUUUUGCAGUGUAGAUACGUAAUUUUUUUGAAAUAUUUGCAGUUGUGCUCAAAGAAAGGAAUGCGAUUUGACUUCAUUUGCAGCGCUUUGGGGCGCCCUCCCUAUAAAUGUGCAGAUAGACUAGCGUCUGUUCUUUUUACUACGCCUUUUGCAAAUAAAGCAUUUUAUUGUAUGCUAUAAACUUGCGAACACUAGUCAUAAAAUCUUAAGUCCUGCCUGGAAAAGGAUUUGCAGGCUCUGUUGGGUUGAUGUCUGCAGACUUAUUUAAAAAAUAAUAAUAAUAUGAGCAUGUUCUGGUAUACCUUAAAAAUUUGCCAGUCAUUUAAUGCUUUAGUGUCGCAGGUUUUGUCAGCAGAUGCAUAGAUAACUUUCACUGAUGCUAAAAGUAUAGGUGGAUCCUGACCUGUUUGCUGAAAUUCUUUGCUUGCCGGCUCAAAAAUAAGUCCAAAUGGGUCCAGAUCCCUGUGAAUGGUUACAGACUCUUGCUUUUAUUUGGCUUUGUGAAAACACCUUUUAAGAUUUCUUUGUGGGUAUAUAUAUAUAUAUAUUAAAUAUUGGCUUUAUAGCUAUAGCAGCCUGCAAGUUCAUCGAUAGCUGCUUGCCUGUGGCGCUUAGGACCAGCCGACCAGACAGAUAACAUUUUUGCAAACUGGGAGAAAGUUUGGGUUCUGUGUAUUUCUCACACACAAUCUCACUUUCCUGGCAUUAUCCGGGCACUUCCAGGAAUAGAGAGAGCUCAUGGAAGUUGUUAGAUACAUUCACAAGGAUGGCAUCCUGCGUUCAAUGAAUUCUACAGUUGGUGUCGUGUUGCUGAUUUACUAUUAUUAAGUAAUAAUAUUAACCUUCACUGCCACAAGAUGUGGCAACAGCAGUGAGAGGUUAGACAAGUUUGUGUCUAAUAAUUUGAUGAGUGGCUAUUAACUAGAACAGCUAAGUAGAGCCUCUCUGUUCAGGAGCAGUUUAGCACUGAAGUCCAGCUUCUCCAUGACCCACUUGUGGGCUUUCUGGAAACCCACUUGUGGGGUUGGUGGCCGCUGUGGAAAAACGGGAUGCUAAGCUUUUUCAGUCGCAAGCUGUUGUAGUAGCAGCAGCAGAAAGGGUUCCUUCUCGUGCACCUGAUCCUGUGCAUGCUUACUCGGGAGUAAGCCCUGUUGCUGCCUUUGGAAACUCUUUGUGCUCCUACUAGCAACACUCAAAACCUGCCUGCCUGCCCUGCAGCACAGACUUCAGGCAUGCUUUUACCCAGGAGUAAACCUCACUGGCUUCAGUGGGGCUUUCUCUGAAGUAAGCGUGCAGCUUUGCAGCAGCAAAAAAAGGGUGUGCACUUGUUUAUUGACUGAUAAGUGAAUCGCACCUAUAGGAUUUACUCCAUAUUCUGUGCUCGUUUUUCUGGAAUUUGAGUGAUACCUGAUUUUUAUCCUUAUUUAUCAUGAGCAUGCCAACCACCAGAAAUAGGUAAGAAUCAUAAGAAAUUGAAGGUGGUUUGGGGAUCAGCCAGUACCUAUUCCCAGUUCAGUGCUGGGAAUUUCCAGCAUCCCUGACAGAGGUCCGGUCUCUGUUGCAACAUUCCUGGAGACUGUCUUGCCUCAUAUUCCCUGACCUUGUUGGGUAGCAAGACAAAUUCCAGAGAGCAAGUGUUAGGGCUCCCUGUUCUCUCUUUUUUGGUGUGCGUAAAAUCAAAUUUUGUGGCCCCUAGCCCCCUCCUCCUCCAUGAAUUUGCCCAAUCCUCUUCUAAAGCUGUCUGGGUUAGUGGCGAUCGCUGCCUCAUGUGGCAGCGAGUUCCACCGUUUAUGCUCUGCACAAAGAAGAGCUCAGAUCUUCUUGGGCAACAGAGGGUUAAGCCACCUUCUGAUUUGCUGAUGAAUGGAUCUGAUUUACUGGGAGGGCUGUAUGCAUGAAUGGGGAACCGGGAAGCAUAAGGCCAAUGGGAUUUGCAGCUUUGGUAUCCAGGAAAAGCAAGGCAAAAGGAGGAUCUUUUUAAAAACAAACCAAAGGCUUUCUCGCUGAUGUAAUUAUUUGUGGGGGGGAAAUGUGUGCGGCAGAAAAUCUCUGCCCCUUUGAUAGUCUGGCUGCAUUUGUCUGUUGGCUGCGCAUCAUCGGAGGCAGGAGGUGGGGGCACAUGGUCUGCUUGCGUAGAGAGAAGCCCAGGCGCCCGGCCGAUGUGCUCAGAGUCACUAGCCCAUCCCAAACGCCCGCAUUAAGUGCGCAGAGUUCCCUCGGACCAAUGGCUUUAUUUCCGUUGCAGCAUUUCCCGCAGUGGCUUAUCUCACGCCCCCGUGGGAAACUCGCAAGUAGGAUUUGAACCCAAGAGCAUCUCUCUUCCCUUCUGUUGUUUCCAUAAACUGCUUUUAGAAGCCUCCGCCUGUGUUGCGACUAGGAGCCAUCGGAAGCCCUCCCCUCCUCCUAAAUUGCUGGCCAUCUCUGGGAGGGAGUUCCAUAGUUUAACUGAGUGAAGAAGGGCUUUUUAACUGUCCUGAAUUCGAGUUCUGGUGUUCCGAGAGAGGAGAAGGGAGAAACCCGUUUCUCUGCCCACUUUCUCUGCACCGUGCAUCAUCGGUUCUGGGUUCGAGUCCUGAAGGCGUCUCCCGGAAGGGCUGGCUGGGAGACUCCCUCCCUGGAACCCUGGAGCGCUGCUGCCAGUCAGUGUCUGCUGAGCUGAGUGGACCCAGUGAGCUUCCUUUGCUCCUAUUUAAAGCUAGCCCUUUGCUCAGGAUCCUGAGGACUAGAAAGUUAGUUUAUAUCAAUGGCUUUAACCUUACCCACCCAAACCUAUAAACUUUAUUUCUCUGUCCACUCAGUGCAACAAGGGUGGAGGGCAUUUUCACAGGUGCAUAUUCUCCGAAACCACAAGAGACCUGUCUAUUUUACGGAUCGGAUAGGCUUAUAUCUUCGACCCCAGAGGGUUGGGAGAACCCAAAUUAUCUAAGGGCUGUUGGGAAGGAGGAAGACCUCCUGGGAACGCCCCAGGUUGUCUCUGCGCAGGAGUAAGCCCAGUGAAAUCAAAUACCCCUAACUUUAAUUUGUCCAUUUUGGUGGGUCUACUCUCGAGUAGGGCUUAUUUGGAGCCUAAGCUCCGAGUUGCAUUCCCCCCCACCCCCAAAUCUAGUGGCAGCUGAGCUACUCACAUUGGUUAACCAGAGUGGGUCUACUCUGAGCAGGAGGAGCAGCUGUGGGAGGCUGCCCUCUGUUCUUUGAAUCCUUGGCGGAGCCCGACUUGGCACCGAUCCUUGACCUACUUUGACGGGAUGCGUGGCCUGCCACGAGGCUGGCUGUUGUUCAGGAAGCGCGCCGUGGAUCCAAACCCCUGGAGGACAGGGCGCGGGUGCAAAUCUCUUCCUCCGCUUUUCAAGCUGGUUGUUACGGUCAGUCCUGGGGAGAACACAGUGGGCAAUUAGCAGGGCAUCUUGUGUGCAGAAGUCGUGGCGUCACCGGGUUGUGGCACCCUCUCUCUCUCCCCCCCCCCCAAUACUCUGUGGGCUCUGCCCGGGUGGCUGUGCAUGAGAUCUUCCCACAAGUGACGGUGCAGCGACACCCCUUUGAGGUCGGGCUACAGUGGAUCGAGUUUCUCUCCCAACGCCAGAACCCUGGGAGAUUCGGGGAGGAUAGGAGAAAGGACUUCUUCGCGCAGAGUUCAACUGCGGAACUCACUGCUACUGGAUGCAGCGAUGUGCACCAGCUUGGAUGGUUUUAAGAGAGGAUUGGACAAAUUAAAUGCAGGAAGAGAAGGCUACCGAUGGCUGCCAGCCAGGGUGGCCGUGCUCUGUCAACACAGCUGGAGGCAGCGGCGCUUUUCAAUGCCGGUUGAUGGACGCUGCGUUGCUCCUGUGUUUGGGUCCUGUUUGAGAUUUCCCCUUGGGGCAUUUGGUUGGCCACUGUGAGAACAGGAAGCUGGACUAGUUGAGUCACUGGACUGAUUCAGCUCUUCCGGUGUUCUUAUGGAACCUCCAGGUCCAGGGGCAGUCUAUCUUGCUUCCCAGCUUUUGGGGGGUGUUUGGCCACUGUGAGACCAGGAUGCUGGUCUGGAUGGGCCGGUGGCCUGAUCCAGCUUGCAAAAUGGCUGCUUAGCCACACAAAAAAAGUGCUUCGCCAUUUAUUUAUUUUAUGUAGUUAUUUACGUUUUUUAAAGUCAGCUGGCCUGUGCUGACUAAAUUACUAAUGUAAUUAGUAAUUACUAAUGUAAUUAGUAACUACUAAUGUAAUUACUAAUUUAGGUUGGAAGGGUCUGUCUUUUGAGGAAUUACUUAAAACUUGGGUGCAGAAUCCAAGUGUAUUUUAAUUUUUUUAUCUUGUUCUAAUUCUACUAGAGUGUAGUUACUUUUACCAGUUGUCUUUUGUACAUUUUUAGCUUUUUUAUAUUUUACCUGUCUCCUUUUAAUUUGUGCAAGCCGUCUUGAGUCUCAAUCUGGGGGGAAAGGCGGGAUAUAAACCAACAUUUAUUUAUUUUUUGUUUCACAAGAUUUACGCUGUUUGAUCAUCCAAAAAACCUCAGAGUGGUUUACCAAGGGGAGAAAACUUGUCAGUAAAGCAACUCUUUGCUGAUUAAUAUUCUACAUCCCUUUAAAUUGUGCUUGUGAGAGUAGGGAUAAUGGGCUUGUUCUGUUCUUGUGAUGCAUAUUUUGUUUUUAGUUUGUGUUGUUGUGCUGUGAGCCACCCUGAGCUCUUCAGAGGAAGGGUGGUUUGCACAUUUAAUAAAUAGGCAAAAUAAAUAAAACCGGGAAUAAAUAAACUAAAAAACAGACUGGAACAUGCCUUAGCAUUCCACCUGCCUGUACAGAAGCUCGUCAAAACAAAAAAAGGGUUUUAGCAGGCUCCGAAAAGAGCCAUUUGCCUGAUGUCAACAGGCAGCAAGUUCCAAAAGUGCCAUGUGAAAAAUCGGUUAUUGUUGUUAGUAACAAUGCUAAAUGUUUUCUUAACUGCCUGUCCGCAAGCUGCGUUGGUUAACUUUCCCCGUGUCUUUCCUUUGCUGCAGAUAUAUCUCAAUGGCAGCCAUGGAUUCUUCCUCAAAGAGCGUCUCUUCCGGCGAGUCUCUGUACUCCGUUGAAAGCGCCACGAGCGAGGACGACGACGACCGCAGCGCCGACUUUGACGUCUUCUCGGACGGCGGGAGCGACGCGGAGAAGGAGUCGGGGCCCCUGAAGCACCGUAGGGGUGCCUACCCAAGCCGGCAGCCUUUCCUCUUCUCCCCGGAACCGCUGGGGCGGACUACUCCAAGCCUGCCUUGCCGGGAGCGCAAUCGCCGGACGAGGAAGCCGCUUGGCUUGCUGGCUGCGGCCAGACUGCGGCCUACGGGACCUUGCUGCCGUCACCCGGCGGCCCUCGACGAAGCGUACUAUAGCCGCUUGGCGGAUACGGGCGGCGGCCUGCGGAGGAAUCCCGCGAGCCGAAGACGGGCAGAGAGCGGCAGGUGCCAGAAUGGGGGCGUCCAGCCCCACCCAUACGCAGCGCAGCCGCCUCUCCGUGGAGUAAAGAGGCAGAGGAACCAUGUGGCGGACCGCGAGGAUGUACGCUCUCCUUGCUGGACCGAGAGGGACCAUAUCUUCGCACAGAAGGUCAGUGGCCAAAGAUGGCGGAGUCAGUCGAUUCACAAAAUCAAAACGCAAGCUUAUAGUCCUCAGGAUGGCUGGGGAGUGCAUAGGUGAUUCUAGGGCUAGGCGAUACCCUCCAAAAAUCGGUCCGAAGUCCACAUUGUGAUACCAGUUUCAUAAUUUCCGGCCUUUCGAUGUACAGUGGUACCUCGGGUUACAGACGCUUCAGGUUACAGACUCCGCUAACCCAGAAAUAGUACCUCAGGUUAAGAACUUUGCUUCAGGAUGAGAACAGAAAUCGGGCUCUGGCGGCGCGGCGGCAGCUGGAGGCCCCAUUAGUUAAAGUUGUGCUUCAGGUUAAGAACAGUUUCAGGUUAAGGACGGACCUCCGGAACGAAUUAAGUACUUAACUUGAGGUACCACUUUAUCGCAAAUCAUCACGUUUGUGUGCUGGGCCAAAAUCACACUGUGGGAACGAGCGUGGAGUCAGCCGAUGCCUUAUUUAGCUGAUGAUAUAUCAUGAUGUUGGAAGACAGAUAAAUUCGUUUCUUGGAUCACAAACGCCUUGGCUUCCAAACGAUCAAAACCCGGAAGUGAAUGUUCCGGUUUUUGAACGUUCUUUUGGAAGCCCAAUGUCCGACGCAGCUUCUGAUUGGCUGCAGGAGCUUCCAGCAGCCGAUCAGAAGCCGCACAUUCCGAACAUUUUGGAAGUCGGAUGGAGUUCCGGAAUUGAUUCCGCUCAACUUCCAAGAUACGACUGUAUUGCCCAGCCCUUGGCGAUGCCAAGCGAUAUCGCAACAGCGAGAGAGAGGGCGUUGUGAGCAGGAUUUGUCGUGCUUACGGGGUUGAGCGUCCUGCGUGCAAUUUUCCUGUCUCUGUAACUAAGAGGAGGUGCUCAGUUAUAAAAAAAUAAUGAGAAUGAACGUGCUUGGUAGUAAAAUCAAUUUUAAAAAUCAACUUUAAAAAUUAGUUAAUGCCGUAUAUGUUAUGUAAAAAGGGAGAAACCAUUCUUAUUUUGCUCAGUUUGUGCAGAGGACCCAUUACUUUGCAUUUCUUAGAAUUGUGGAUUUGCAGAGGGUGAAGGGACACCCAGGGGUCAUCUAUUCCAACCCCCUGCAAUGCACCGGGUUGGUCCCUGAAUUACAGGUUCCUGCCUGGUUCAGCCUGCUGACGCUUCUCUCCUUUUAUCCCCCUGUUUUCCACAGUGCUUGGAACUCCAGGGCUUCAUCCAUCCGUUGGUGGAGCUUCUCAACCGGCUGAAGAUGGGCCGCUUCGACCGAGGUAAGAAAGUCUGGCAGCUGGAUGUUUUGAGUUGUUGAGGAAAUUCAGCUUCCCCUUCCCCGCCCCUCUUCUUUUGGUUCGGAUUUGAGCAUCUGUUUGUGUGGUCCCAGCCAGGUAUGGGGCAAGGCUUGAAUUGGAGAUGUACAAGGAAGCAUCUCCACUUUGGAACUCCCUGCCACUUGAAUAUCAGGCUGGCGCUUUCACUGCACUCUUUUCAGUGCCUGCCGGAAACGUUUUUGUUUAGACAAGCCUAGAUCCUGACAUGCAGAACGUUGAGACUCCUUCUAAUCCGUUUUUAGUCUAAUGUAGUUUUUAACUUUUCAAAAGCCUUAGAAUUCAGCCUUUCUCAACCUGUGGGUCCCCAGAUGUUGUUGAACUACAACUCCCAUCACCCCUAGCUAGAAAGGCCAGAGCUCAGGGAUGAUGGGAGUUGUAGUCCAACAACAUCUGGGCACCCACAGGUUGAGAACCACCGCCUUAGAUUGUUGUUAACCUUUUUUAAAAAAAAUUGUAAACCACUUUGAGGGGUUCCCCCCUCCCCAUCAUAGAAUUCUAGAGUUGGGACCCCUGAAGGUCCUCUAGUCCAACCCCUGCAGUGCGUUGGUUCUGUAAAUCUUAUAAAAUAAAAAGGCAGCAUCAGUUUUGUGGCUGUCAGGUAUGUGCUGUAAGCUCUUCCUUCCUGUUGGCUGGACUUGGAGCCAUCCACAGAAAACUUGUUCUAAGUUCCCGUUUACGGGAUGAAAGGGAAUCCUUUUUGCAAGGCCGCCCUGGAAGAUUCUCAGUUCUGUUCUUCAGUUUGCUGCCUUAAAAGCUCCAAAGGGCACAGAAAGCUGUCUCACCAAGAGUCAGGCCGCCACACCAUCUAGCUAGUGCUGUCUACACUGACUGGCAACAGCCCUCCAGGGCUUUUUGGGGCGUCACAGUCUUGCCAGUGCUAUUGCAAGAGAGGUGAGCAGGGUUCGCGAACGCUUUCGCUGUUUCUCUGCAAGGGAAGAAUAGGAAAAGUGUAGAGUGUCGGAGGAGGAUAAGAGGAAAGGUCUUUUUUUGAGGGGUGGGGUGCAAAGAAAAAAAGGUGAGGAUUUAGCCAUUGUCAUUCCGCUGGAGGAAGUUACGCCGAAAAGUUUUGCAACCCGGUUUUCAUUGCUGAGGCGAAUCCAGGUGUGCGGCCCUCAGAGCUUCUGUUUCUGGCCCUCGGGACGCUCCCCGAGGCCAUGGCCCCCUCCCAGCCCUGGGCUUUCUCCCCGGUCCUGUAGCAUUUUCACCUGGCUUGGAAAUCCACCCUUGAGCUCUGAGGACGCAGCUACUGCUGCCUGAUGGAAGUGUGUGUACUAGCUAGUCUAAAUUUGCACCCCUGGCUGGGAAUGUCCCCAGCCUGCAGCCUUGGGAGAGCUGCUGCCAGUCCGUGUAGGCAGUAUUAAGGUAGUUGAGCAAAGCAUCUGUAUAAUACAGCUUCCUAUCUAAAAUCUGAACCAUGAGGACUAGAAACUUGCUUUAUGUUUAAGGAAAGAGCUGUAGGUCAGUCGAGGAGCGUCACACCGAGCCCAACGGACCUAGAGUCCGACUCAGCAGGAGGCAGCAUCCUCUGUUCCCAAUUCAUUCAGCGCUGCCUUCAUGAGGACUAGAACCAUGCUGUUAUUUUGUGGCGAGCACAAAGCGCCAGGUUCAAACCUUAGCAUUUCCAGAUGGGGCUAUGGAUAGACUCCCUGCCUUGGAACCCUGGGGCUUUACUGCCGGCCAGUGCCAAAAACACUCAUCUAGGUAGGCCCGAGGAUCUGACUCUGUCUAAGGCAGCUAGCUCCCUGUGGCCUCUCAGCGGGUGUUCCCAGCUGAGCAGAUGCAACCUUUCCACAUGGCAGGGGCCUUCAUUGCAUAUCUUUAGGCGCCUGGCAAAAACGUUCCUCUGGCGCUGUGGGUUAAACCACAGAGCCUAGGACUUGCCGAUCAGAAGGUCGGCUGUUCGAAUCCCCGUGAUGGGGUGAGCUCCCGUUGCUCGGUCCCUGCUCCUGCCAACCUAGCAGUUCGAAAGCACGUCAAAGUGCAAGUACAUAAAUAGGUACCGCUCCGGUGGGAAGGUAAACGGUGUUUCCAUGCGCUGCUCUGGUUCGCCAGAAGCGGCUUAGUCCUGCUGGCCACAUGACCUGGAAGCUGUACGCUGGCUCCCUCGGCCAAUAAAGCGAGAUGAGCGCCACAACCCCAGAGUCGGCCACGACUGGACCUAAUGGUCAGGGGUCCCUUUACCUUUAUCUAAUAAUAAUAAGUAAUGCCUAGUAAUAAUAAGAAUUCCUGCAUGGCAGGGGCUGGGAUAUCUUCCAGCUCCAAAAUCGUUCUCACGCACUGCCUGCUCCCAUUCCCCAGAUGGUAAAUUUCGAGGUCUGUAAGGGGACACUUUUUGAUGGGGGACGCAGUGAGUGAGUCCCCUGGCUGCUUGCUUUAACAUGAUGCUUCCUGUCUCUGUGAACCUUUAUUGAUCAGGAGAGGACUUUGAAUGCCCAGGAAAGGUGGACUAAUCUUUCUCUCUCUCUGUCUUUGAUUUUUCCAGGGCUAAGCAGUUUCCAGCAGAGUGUAGCCAUGGACCGCAUCCAGCGCAUCAUUGGUGUUCUCCAGAAACCAGAAAUGGGGUAAGAACCUGGCAGCAAAGGGGGAGGAAGGAAUCCCCUCCGGUUCGGCUUUUAAAGGCUGAUUUAACCUUUAAAUGGGAGGGAGUUCCGUAGUUUACGCUCUUUGUGGAGAAGUGCUUUUCUUUUUCCAAUCAUUGAAUUCGUUGAAUCGCCAAGAGUUCUAGUCUUACGAGAAAAGGAGGAAAAAGCUCCUCUGUCCAUUUCGUCCAUGCCAUGCAAUUCCCCUAAAAAUAAUAGCAAGAUUCUAGUCCUCAUGGUAUGAAAGAAUGGACCGAUUCAAUGAGGAAUUGUGGAAUUUGCCUGAUGCUAAGUCAGGCUCUUGAUCCAUCUUUCUCAAGAGUUUCUCAAACUGGGGUCUCCAGCUGUUUUGGGACUACAGUUCCCAUCAUCCCUAGCUAGCAGGUGAAGGAUGAUGGGAAUUGUAGUCCGGAAACAGAUGGAGGCCCAAGUUUGGGAAAUCCUGAUCUAGCCCAUUGCUGCCAACUGUGUGACAUGACAGCUGCUCUUCGGGGCUUCUGGCUGCCUGGCCCCCAGGUGUUUACGAACUUGUUCUCCUUUUUUUCCUUUCCAGGGAGCGUUACCUGGGUACUCUGCUGCAGGUGGAGAGGAUGCUGAAACUCUGGUUCCCCCACAUCGCCUUGAGGAAUGCGUGCGCUGACUGUGGUGUGGCCGCAACGCAGGAUUCGUGCGAUACAGCCGAGGUGAGAUACAGCAGACUCUCCCCCUUCCUCUUUCCUGUAUUUCUUUUGAGCAAAAAUAAUCAGCCACUAUCUUGUUUUUUUUGUUUGAUUUUAUUUUGUUAGAUCGUUUUUAUUAAUUUUCCAAUAAAAAAGAUCCAAUUAACAUAUCAAACAAUCCAAUUAAAAUAAAAAAAAAUUAAAAAGACCAAAUUAUAAUUAUUAAUUUUUCAGGACUUCCCAUAGUCUGGACCUUGAAGCAUAUCUCCAAAUCUCAAUCCUGCCUCUCUUUGUUGUUUCCAUAUUUUCCACAUCUUGAUUUUUAACUCUUUACUAUCAUGAAUCGGUUGGUUGAGGUCUUAGGCUCUGGAGCAGCAGACACAGGCUUGCUCCAUCUUCCCUGGAACAACCUUUCACGUGUUUGAAGGUCGCUUCUCUGCCUUCUCCAGACUAAACAUACCCAACUCCCUCAACCGCUCCUCAUAAGGCCUGGUUUCCAGGCCCUCGAUCAUCUCAGUCACCCUGCUCUGUCUACUUCCAGGCUUGGCCUUCCUAAAUACUUUUCCCCACUGCAUGGAAAUUCUCCCAGCGUGUAAAAAGCUAGAAGGUCAAGGUUGAAAGGCUUGAUCUUGACAUCACAAACAUUACUAUAUGGGAUACAGAACUCCUCUUGCUGAAAUAAAAUGUGUUAAUACGAAUGGAAGUCAAAAACUCCGUAGCUGUUGAUAAGGGAUUAAGAUCAAGACUGAGUGCAAUUGGAUUAAUUAAAAUUUCGGAAGCAGAGUGAAAUAAAAUUAUCUCGCCUUGAAAUCUAGCACGCAGGAGGCCGCACAAAAUGUAUAAUUGGCUUUAUGAUUGAUAUAUAUUUGAAUUGUAAUCUGAGAUUGAUAAAAGACUGAAGGCAGACCUGUUUCGGGAAGUUUUUAAUGUGUGAGGUUUUGUUGUAUUUUUAAUAUUUUGUUGGAAGCCACCCAGAGUGGCUGUGGAAAGACAGCCAGAUGGGUGGGGUAUAAAUACUUUAUUAUUAUUAUUCAUUUAUUUUAUUGUUUUAUUAUCAUUAUUGUCAUUAUCAUUAUCAUUAUCAUUUUAUUUUAUUUAUUAUUAUUAUUAUUAUAAAAUGUGGUUUAUAUUGGAUUUUAGUAAUUGAAAAUAGAUAAAAAUUACAUGUAUUUACAAAAAACAGGCUUGAUCUUGGCCUGAUCCAACAAGCUCUACUUAGAUUCUCAGUCUUGUGCCUCUCAACCUCUGACACCAUGUUGUUUUUCCUCUUGCGUAGCAGUCAUCCAUGGAGGAGAACCUCCCUGAAACCCGGCUGCCGUCCGCCCAGGGCCCCGCACAAAGCCCCCCCACGGAGGAACUCCACCAGACGCACCUCGGGGACCUGGUUUCCCCCGGCGACAAAACCACCGCUCCGCUGGGGGAGACUCCCCGCUUCCUGGGCGGCGACUGGCCCGCCAUGAACUUGACGUGGAUUCACACCUCGCCCAUUUCGACGCCCCCCUUGGGGAACGCGGACGUGGGCCGGGCCAGUUCCGUCUUCGGGCAGACCCUGCUGGGCCCGAACUGCACUUCCUACGGGCUCGUCGUCUUCCUCCAGAACAACCCCUAUGGCCGCCCCACCUCCUCGACGCCCGCCCAUCUCUCCAUGAGCUGCCGCCACACCAACAGGCUGAACCCGGGCCCAAGGGAGCCACCUCGGUGUCAGAGCCUGCCGGGCGCAACGGCAGCGGGCAGCUGCCUUGGUCAAGGGCCCCAUAGCGGCUUCUCUCGGUCUCUACCCCACUUGCCCACAUCGGGCGAGGGGCACAUGGCGACCAGCGACGGAAGACCCGCCUACCACUGCGAUUCCUGAUGCCCGCCUGACAGGCAUCUCCCGAAAUGUGUGAAUUCUAUUUUAUUUCUCCAUCCCGUUCUCCUCUUCCCUUUUUACAAAUGUUCUGCCUUUUCUUUUUUAACUUAAAAGCAUUUCAUGUGUGUCGGAGGGACAACGCAUAGCCUGGUCUCUGUUCGCCAGGACAGGAGGGCCACAUGUUUGGUUUCAAUAAAAGUCACCGUGAAUGGUUGCCAAAUGAG
Messenger RNA from Podarcis lilfordi (Lilford's wall lizard), 13050 nucleotides. The record is from the annotation of a GenBank genome assembly. Lineage: Eukaryota; Metazoa; Chordata; Lepidosauria; Squamata; Lacertidae.